This is a messenger RNA of Hyla sarda, 1041 nucleotides long. Its product is annotated as olfactory receptor 49-like. Gene Ontology annotation, molecular function: olfactory receptor activity; G protein-coupled receptor activity. The transcript has a single exon. The coding region runs from base 1 to 1041 and encodes 346 amino acids. Gene Ontology annotation, biological process: G protein-coupled receptor signaling pathway. The record is from RefSeq and is a predicted model, not a curated record. NCBI's taxonomy places the organism in Eukaryota, Metazoa, Chordata, Amphibia, Anura, Hylidae. Gene Ontology annotation, cellular component: membrane.
AUGGAAAGACGUCUCUUUGUUCUCCUUCUUCACCUUAAAGAACUUAAUGUCUCCUCAGUGACCAACUGGAACAAUAUGCAGGAAAUGGACAAUAUCUCCUUGACGAACUCCCAGGUAAUACUCAUGGGCAUCCUCGAGAUCGGUAACUGGAGGUACUUGUACUCAUUGGGAAUCAUCCUGAACACUGUGCCGGUCUUAGUCUUAAGUUCCCUCAUUCUGUUUGUUACCUACACAGAAGAAGCUCUUCAUCAACCCAUGUACAUCUUCAUCUCUAACCUCAUGUUCAAUGAGAUAUACACAACCAUUUUUACGUCCAAACUCCUCAUUGAUGUCCUUAGCGGACGCUACACUAUUCCAUUUGUUGAGUGCCUGGUCCAAGGCUUCUUCAUGCAGAGUUGUCCUUGUGUUGAGAUGUUCACCUUCACCGUCAUGGCCUAUGAUCGAUACUUGGCCAUUGGACAUCCUUUGAGAUACCCGAUGCUGAUGACCAAUAAGACAGCCCUUAGGAUCCUCUUGGCGAUAUGGGUUUACGUCUUGGUGGGAAUAGGUAUAUGUGUCAUGUUGACCUCAAGGCAGACUUUGUGUGGGGUGGAAAUCAACAGUAUGUUUUGUGAAACCAUCUCCCUCAACCACCUGUCUUGUGACGGCACUUAUAGUGUAGACUUUGGAUUUACAUGGGACUUCAUCAUGCUGGUGGGCUGUGGGUUUGUGGUCCUAUAUUGUUAUAUAAGGACUUUCAUUGUCUGCUUUAGUAUCUCUGGAGAUGCCAGCAGGAAGGCUCUUCACACCCUGGUGACCCACAUGAUCGCCUUCUCCACUUUCUUCACUUCAUUUGUGUUCCCAGUUUUCAGGUACAGGUAUAAAGGAGAUGCGGAGACUGUGAUGUCUCACAUUUUGUUCUCACUGCCGGGUGCAUUGUCCUUUUUCCUGAACCCCCUAAUAUAUGGCUUCAGGAUAGAGGCUCUAAGAAAGAAGAUCCUGCAAAAACUAACCAGAGAGAAAAGGGAAAUCUCUGAUAGAGGAAAAAAACGGAAAAACUGA